CUUCAUCUAUAUUAAGUACAAACACUCUUUUCAGUGGCAGUAGAAUGUUAGACCAUAUGAGAGAGCGAGAGAGAGAGAGAAACUUGAGGAGGACUGUGGGAGUAAAAAAAAAACGCUGUGGUUCUCUGCUCCUCCACACACACACACACACACACACACCGCCAGCACAUCACUCCCUGCCUGGCGCGCGCGCGGUGCUGAGAGCUGUGAGGAUGAUGCUGCUUGUUUUCCCGCCGCUAGCUUUAGCUCUGCUCUCACUGCCCGUGUAUGAGGCGACGUACAGCGGCCCUCUGCAGCCGGAGAUAUCUAACGGCACCUUUCACCACUUCUUCGUUCCGGACGGCGACUACGAGGAGACCGAGGACCCUGAGAAAUGCCAGAUGCUGUUUAAGUGGCUGGACCGCUCGCCGUGUUUGGUGGAAGAGGACCGGGACUCGGUGAUCCGCGACGACUUCAUCAGCAUCAAGCAACAGGUCGAGGACUCGGCACGAGUACUGGAGAGUCUCGAGAGAAGUGUCUCCCACGACCUGGACGGAGAGGACACCUACAGCAAGUACCUGAGGAACGAGAUCGAGCAGAUAACUCAAGCUUUUUCCGGCGUCGAGAAAUCGCUCCUGGAGCUGGAGGUGAAAUUCAAGCAAAGCCAGGAGACGGAUCUGAGAGAGGAUCAGGAGUUUACCAAAACUCUAAUGAGCCCCAUGCUGAGUGUGAGCAGCUCCCUGCAGGAGACACUGGACAUCUCAUCCGGCCUCAAGGACAAACACGAGCUCAUCUCUCUCAUCAUCCGUAGUCAUGGCACUAGGUUAAACCGACUUAAAAACGAGUACUUGAACAUCUAAUGACCUAAGCACUGCUUUAGACUUGUUUUAAAGGAUUAGCGCAUCUUUCUCAAACUUUAAACUCACGUACUGUAGGUACUGUACAUCCAAAUGUCAGGGCUGUGAGGAUGCUUUUGAAGACACCACAGGAAAACUGCAUCUGAACAUUUUUCUGUUGAGACUUAUGUUAUACUAUUAUGUGGCACACACACACACACUAUAGUCGCAUGACUUAUUGCUUUUUUUUUGUCAUUUACAAUCUUUACUUCCUACACUUUUGUGAUUUCUUUAUACUUAUAAACACGUCUAAUCGUGUACUUGGUUAAACAAAACCUGGCAUUGUUUUAUGACUUACUUUUGUCUGAUUGACAUUUCAGGUGUGUUUAUUUAACACAUAGAGGUCAGUGGAGAUUUUCUCCCCCCAGACUGAUUCAGGUCUGAGUCAAGAUGGUGAAUCAGUGGUCCUCAGGAAGCUCGUCCAGUCAGAAGGUAUUUCCUGUGCCACAGAGAAAUACGUGUACCUUCUCCUGUUACACCACAUGGAGGAAUAAUCAAAUCGGGUAUGGUAAAGAAAAUGACCCGUUCUUCCCUUUGCAUGCCCUCGCUAGAGUUUCCCCUAUAUAAUUUUUUUUUUCCGCUGUGAGAUUUAUUUCACUUUUUGUGUUAAUCUUGUUAACAUGUAGACUAAACACUAUAACGAGAUGCACACGCUAUUGUGCCUAUCCAUAUUGCCAUGGGGAAGGACCAAAACCUUUCCUGUAUGGUUAUUCUCCGAAUUUCUAGUUAGACCUAGAAGGAAAGUGAAAUUGCUGACAGCAUAAAGUCAGCAGAUUUGGUCUCUAUUCGUCGGGAGCAUAAGUCUGUCCAUCUGGAUGUGGUUUCUGGUUGCUGAACAAAGGGGAAAAAAAAGAAAUAUGGUAAAAAAAGAUCAUUGCUUACACACUUUUUAAAAAAUGUGUGUCAACAGAAGAAUAACUGACUCAGUCUGAUGCAUAUUCCCUAAAAAAUGUUCUGUAAGGGUUCUUUGGAUGGUUAAGGCCUCUUCACUUUAUCUAUGGCCUCUUUAGAGCAAUCCCAGACAGGGAAGAGAUAUAUGAUAGUGUGGUCAAAUCCUUCUGCUUUUGAUUUGUCUGAUAAUUCCUGUCCACAAAAGAACAGUAGUUUUUGAGUUGUAGUCAUUUAAAAAUGCCAGAUGUCAUUAUAUUUAUUAAACAUUGUCAAACAUCUCAAAACUAAA
Messenger RNA from Clarias gariepinus (North African catfish), 2055 nucleotides. It is a transcript of the gene fibina, whose product is annotated as fin bud initiation factor a. The coding region runs from base 45 to 839 and encodes 264 amino acids. The transcript has a single exon. NCBI's taxonomy places the organism in Eukaryota, Metazoa, Chordata, Actinopteri, Siluriformes, Clariidae. The record is from RefSeq and is a predicted model, not a curated record.